This is a messenger RNA of Erigeron canadensis, 1219 nucleotides long. RefSeq names its product dof zinc finger protein DOF3.2-like. The transcript has a single exon. The record is from RefSeq and is a predicted model, not a curated record. Gene Ontology annotation, biological process: regulation of DNA-templated transcription. Lineage: Eukaryota; Viridiplantae; Streptophyta; Magnoliopsida; Asterales; Asteraceae. Gene Ontology annotation, molecular function: DNA binding; DNA-binding transcription factor activity. Bases 130 to 996 code for a protein of 288 amino acids.
UUUUUCUCAGCAUUUUCAACUUCUUUUCCCAUAUUAUUUCCAUUCUCUUCCAUAUUAUUCUCUCUUUACUUUCAUCAAAUUCUGACCUCAAAUUAUUUUCUAACACAAAUUAUACCAAAAACAAAACACAUGGGCAUGAGUAGCAAACAAGUCUCUAGUGAUCAUCUUGAGCUCAGUUGGACUCAAAACAUGUUAAACACAUCAGAGACAACAACAACAAUAUUACCAUCUUCAUCAAACCUCCGCUCAACAAAUACGAAACGAUCAUCGUUACAAACACAACAACCACCACCCGAUGCCACCUUGAAGUGUCCACGAUGCGAUUCAUCAAACACAAAAUUUUGUUACUAUAACAAUUACAACAAAACACAACCAAGACAUUAUUGUAAAGCAUGUAAGAGGCAUUGGACUAAAGGUGGCACUCUUCGCAAUGUCCCCGUUGGUGGUGGCAGAAAAAACAAACGUAUGAUCAAACGCCCCGCCAACAACGUUAACAACACCGCCACAAUUGAUCAUCACAAUUUAGGGCUGUUUGGAGAUCGUCAGAAAUACAUAUUUCCACAAGAUGAUAGUGAUAAAGGUAAUUUGUUAUUUAAACAACCAAAUAAUGGUAGUAGUGAAUUUUCUUGGGAUUUCAAUGGUGGUUUUGCUACUACUACUACUAGUAUGCAACAACAACAAAAUUUAGGGUUUUCAAUACAUUCAAGUUUGACAUCCAUGGAUACAAACACUACUGCCACUAUUCCAACUUCUUCUUAUGCUCCAUUAUUGUUAUCCGGUUUCAAAGAUGAUUCAACUGUCACCACAACAACAACAAUGAUGACGCCGAAUUCUUCAAUUUCCACGCAACCAUGGACGAUGCAAGCUCCAACACUACCAAUUACUAACAUCUUGGAACCAAAUAAUUUUUGGACAUGGAAUGACAUUGAUUAUAUGGUUCAAGGUGAUCAUAAUAUCAACAAACCCUUUGAUGAAGGUCCUCAUAUCAAACACUAAAAAUAAUGGAGGUGAGAUAUUAUAAUUAACUUGACUAUAAAUUUAAUUAGAUGAUUUUUUUUUUCUUUUAAUUUGGGCUUUUAAUUUGUAAGUAAUUAAUUAUAUGGGUGUACGUUUUGGAUGUAUACUGUUCUUUGAAGCUGUGGUUUCUUUUAGUAUUUCAGCUUCAUGGGCAUUUAAUUAAUUAUUUGUGUGAUAUUAAAUUUAUAAAAUGUUUGUGUCA